UUAACUCACCAGCUCAAUUAAGCCCUUGAGUGCAAGGACAUUUUUUGUCAUUAGUCUUCAAUAGCAUCAGUCAAUAUGUUCUGCUUAAUUCAUCUGACUUCCGUGUAGGCAACGUGGAUUCAGUUCGGCAAAUAUUUGUCUGUCCCGGCAUGUUCCGUGUGGUUGACUCAUGGCAACCAAUCAAGGUCGAGUCUGAAUUUUGGCUGUCAGCUGGGAUAGGCUUCAGUACCCCAUGACCCAGAACAUGAAUAAGCGAUUUAGAUAAUGGGUGGACGGAUAUUUUUUUUCCCCAGUUGAUUGAGCAACUCCAGUUUCUUUUGUGAAAAGCGAUGAGCGAAUUUACGGAAUUAACAUUCUGAACUUGUCUAACGUGUCAUGUGACGACCUACAAAAUUCCAACACUGUCAACCCGAGCUAUAAAAUGUUUGUUGGUCAUCAUUGCCAGCAUCCAAACGUCAAGCCUCCAAAGAUGGCUCGUCUUCACCUGUUGGUCGUCCUUUGUGUGAUCGUUGCACUGAGCCAAGCUAGGUUCAGCAAUAAAAUAGAAGACCAUAACUGUCCUGAAGGCUGGACUCAGCUAGAUAAGUACUGUUACAUCUUCGAGCACGAGCCCAGGACCUUUUCAGAUGCAGAGAGGGUCUGCACCAUUCUCGGCGGGAAUCUGGCCUCGAUCAACAGUCGCCUAGAAAAUGCAGUGGUUGUUGAGCUGAUUCGGGAGGGGGCUGGUUCUGUCGUAGACACCUGGAUUGGACUCCAUGAUGCAAUUCUGGAAGACAAUUUCAUAUGGACCGAUGGUGAAACCUUUAAGUUCUCAAACUUCGGUGCUGGCCAGCCUGACAACACUGGUGGAAAUGAAGACUGUGUAGAGAUUCGAGGGGACUCACUGUGGGAUGACGAUGAGUGCACCGACUUAAACCCAUUUGUUUGCAUCAGACCCGUGGAGGAAAAAGAUCACUAAUCAGCCGUUUUACCAUGUGAUCUUCUCGAGUAAUAUAUUUGCUAACUUUGAGAUCAGAUCUGUGCUCUCAUUCAAUGUUCAUUAGAGGUUCAGUCACCUGUUUGCCAUCAGUUAAGCUUAUUUUCAUGGGUAGCCUAUCUUUUCAAUGAAUUAACAUUUUCUGAGCAUGACAA
Messenger RNA from Hippocampus comes (tiger tail seahorse), 1131 nucleotides. Its product is annotated as galactose-specific lectin nattectin-like. The transcript has 8 exons. Lineage: Eukaryota; Metazoa; Chordata; Actinopteri; Syngnathiformes; Syngnathidae. The coding region runs from base 422 to 958 and encodes 178 amino acids. The record is from RefSeq and is a predicted model, not a curated record.